AUGGCAGCUUUUUCAUACCAAUACGACCCUUUUCUUGUUGACUCGUCCUCAUGCUUCACCAAUAACCCCAUAAAUAUGUCUUCUUCAGGGGAACAAGCCCAUAUGAACACUGCCCUUCAUCCUCAUCAUUUUCGUAUUCAUCAGGAUACUUCUUUUAGUGUCACAAAUCAAGAAACUAGCCAAAGCUCCAAGAUUACCAUUAGUGAUACCGAGCCUUCUGUGGUCAAAAACCAGAGUCCUGAAACCUCCAUGGUUGUGGACAAGCUUGAAAAAGGUGAGCAGGUCACUCAGAAGGUAACUCCUAUGGAGAAGAAAAGGAGAGCCACAAAUGGAUCCAAGGACUCAAUAGAAGGGAGAAACAAGAAACAAAAGAAGAGCAAUGAUGGGGUGAAAGAAGAGAAGGAACAAAAAAAUGGUCCUGAAGAGCCUCCAAAAGGUUAUGUCCAUGUCAGAGCAAGAAGAGGUCAAGCAACGGAUAGCCAUAGCCUUGCUGAAAGGGUUAGAAGAGAGAAAAUAAGUGAAAGGAUGAAGAUGUUGCAACGACUUGUGCCAGGUUGUGAUAAGGUAACCGGAAAGGCCCUUGUGUUGGACGAAAUAAUCAAUUAUGUUCAGUCCUUACAGAAUCAAGUUGAGUUCUUGUCUAUGAAACUUGCUUCCGUGAAUCCAAUGCUCUUUGAUUUUGCAAUGGACCUGGACACCCUCUUGGUUAAACCAGAUCAGAAAUUAAAUGGCAUAGCAUCACCAUCACUAUUACCAUCUGUACCACAAUGCAGCCCCACCCAAGUCACAGCUUUUGCUGAUACAACAACCCUAACCACCACUACCACCAGCUUCCCCGUUGCUAGUUAUGACUAUCUUUUGGAUUAUUCAUCUUCAGUUUUUCUUCAAGGGCAGAUGUCAAAUGUCUUUUCUGAGUUCUGGGAUAUAGAAGACCAACAACAAAAGUUUCUUCAUCCAUAUGGAUUCAGCAACAACUCAUGUUCCUUAAAUUAAUAUCAAAUUCAGAGAGCUGUCCUACAAGGCUACAAAAAUAUAUGUUGUAGGGGAAAUCCAAACAACUACCAGAAUCAGUGAAAAAGAAAUUCUUAUGCAUGGGAAUAUAUAUAUCAACAUUCAAAGGAAGGGG
Messenger RNA from Gastrolobium bilobum, 1126 nucleotides. Its product is annotated as basic helix-loop-helix protein 80-like. The record is from RefSeq and is a predicted model, not a curated record. Bases 1 to 993 code for a protein of 330 amino acids. The transcript is spliced from 8 exons. Gene Ontology annotation, biological process: regulation of DNA-templated transcription. Gene Ontology annotation, molecular function: DNA-binding transcription factor activity; protein dimerization activity. NCBI's taxonomy places the organism in Eukaryota, Viridiplantae, Streptophyta, Magnoliopsida, Fabales, Fabaceae. Gene Ontology annotation, cellular component: nucleus.